CGUCUGCCGUGGCUGCUGCUGUGCGGCCUGCUGGGCCCGGCUCUCGGCGUGGAGCAGCCAGGCUUCCAAGAGACCAUGCAUCUUUCUUCUUAUGAAAUUAUAACUCCUUGGAGAUUAACUAGAGAAAGAAGGGAAGCCCCGAGGCCUUAUUCAGAACAGGUAUCUUAUGUCAUCGAGACUCAAGGAAAGCAGCAUAUUAUUCAUUUGGAAAGAAAUAUAGACCUUUUGCCUGAAGAUUUUGUACUUUAUUCCUAUGAUGAGGAAGACUCUCUGAUCUCCAACUACCCCAAAGUACAGAAUCACUGUCAUUAUCGGGGCUACGUGGAAGGCAUUUCUAAUUCAGCCGUUGCUGUGAGCCGCUGUUCUGGACUCAGAGGAUUGCUCCAUUUCGAGAAUGCCAGUUUUGGGAUUGAACCUCUGCACAACAGCUCUCAAUUUGAACAUGUAUUUUAUCGAAUGGAUGAUGUCCACAAAGAGCCUCUGAGAUGCGGAGUUUCUAACCAGGACACAGAGACGGAAGCCGUGAAGGAUGUUGAGGAAGAGCAUUCCAGCUUGUCUCAGUUCCUACGUAGAAGAAGAGCUGUUCUGCCACAGACCCGCUAUGUGGAGCUGUUCAUCGUUGUAGACAAAGAAAGGUAUGACAUGAUGGGAAGAAAUCAGACUGCGGUGAGAGAAGAGAUGAUUCGCUUAGCAAACUAUUUGGAUAGCAUGUAUAUUAUGCUAAAUAUUCGAAUUGUCCUAGUUGGUUUGGAAAUUUGGACAAAUGGAAACCUGAUCAGUAUAAUUGGAGGUGCUGGUGAUGUGCUGGGGAACUUUGUACAGUGGCGGGAAAAGUUUCUCAUAACCCGCCGGAGACACGACAGUGCACAGUUAGUUCUGAAGAAAGGCUUUGGUGGAACCGCAGGAAUGGCAUUUGUGGGAACAGUGUGUUCAAGGAGCCAUGCGGGCGGGAUCAAUGUGUUUGGACAAAUCACUGUGGAGACAUUUGCAUCCAUUGUCGCUCAUGAGUUGGGUCAUAACCUUGGAAUGAAUCAUGAUGAUGGAAGAGAGUGUUUCUGUGGGGCAAAGAGCUGCAUCAUGAACUCAGGGGCAUCAGGUUCCAGAAACUUCAGCAGCUGCAGUGCAGAGGACUUUGAGAAACUAACUUUAAACAAAGGAGGAGCCUGCCUUCUCAAUGUCCCGAAGCCUGACGAAGCCUACAGUGCACCCUUCUGUGGUAAUAAGCUGGUGGAUCCUGGGGAAGAGUGUGACUGUGGCACUCCAAAGGAGUGUGAACUGGACCCAUGCUGUGAAGGAAGCACUUGUAAGCUCAAGUCAUUUGCUGAAUGUGCAUAUGGCGACUGUUGUAAGGAUUGCCAGUUCCUUCCAGGAGGGUCUUUGUGCAGAGGAAAAACCAGUGAGUGUGAUGUUCCCGAGUACUGCAAUGGCUCCUCCCAGUUCUGCCAGCCAGAUGUCUUCGUUCAGAACGGGUACCCUUGCCAGAGCAAUAAGGCCUACUGUUACAAUGGCAUGUGCCAGUCCUACGAUGCUCAGUGUCAGGUCAUCUUUGGUUCAAAAGCCAAGGCCGCCCCAAGAGACUGUUUCAUUGAAGUGAAUUCUAAAGGCGACAGAUUUGGCAACUGCGGUUUUUCUGGCAGUGAAUACAAGAAGUGUGCCACUGGGAAUGCCUUGUGUGGAAAGCUUCAGUGUGAAAAUGUACAGGAGAUGCCAGUGUUUGGAAUAGUGCCUUCUAUCAUUCAGACGCCUAGCCGAGGCACCACAUGUUGGGGUGUGGAUUUCCAGCUGGGAUCAGAUGUUCCAGACCCAGGGAUGGUGAAUGAAGGCACAAAGUGUGCUACUGGAAAGAUUUGUAGGAAUUUCCAGUGUGUGAAUGCAUCUGUCCUGAAUUAUGACUGUGAUAUUCAGAAGAAGUGUCAUGGCCAUGGGGUGUGUAAUAGCAAUAAGAAUUGCCACUGUGAGAGUGGGUGGGCCCCCCCGCACUGCGAGACUAAAGGAUAUGGAGGAAGCAUGGACAGCGGACCUACAUACAAUGGAAGGAGCACAGCCUUGAGGGAUGGUCUUCUGGUCUUCUUCCUCCUGGUUCUUCCCCUUAUCGUCGUUGCCGCAUUCCUCUUCAUCAAGAGAGAUCAACUGUGGAAAAGCUACUUCAGGAAAAAGAGAUCACAAACAUAUGAAUCAGAUGGAAAAAAUCAAGCAAGUGUUUCCAGACAGCCUGUGAGUUCUCGACCUGUCCCUCCAGUGGCCCCUGCUAGAGAAGCUCCUGUGCAUACAAACAGAUUUCCAGUACCAACCUAUGCAGCCAAGCAGCCUCCACAGUUUCCAUCAAGGCCACCUCCACCACAGCCAAAAGUAUCAUCUCAGGGAAAUUUGAUUCCUGCUCGGCCAGCUCCUGCACCCCCUUUGUAUAGUUCCCUCACCUGAUUUAGAUCCUUUUUUUUUCAAAUGUCUUCAGGGAACUGAGCCAAUACUUGGGUUUUUUUUUUUCUGAUUUUUUCUUGAAAAGCCUAUCUCUUCCAACUAUGAAUGAAAACAAACUACCGCCAACCAAACUUUACUAACUCGGAAACAGAGUGGGGACUUGAGAAAUGCAGGCUGUGCAGACACAGGGAGUGUUGCCAUCAUUAAGAUGUCUUUUUCAGUCACUUAGUGUAGAUACAUUUGACUGUGUUAUUGUAAUGAUUCUCAAAUUAACUGAAUUGGUUUAAUGUUUGUCAUUGUGUGCUUAAAUGUAAUCCUGAAUCUUUGACCUCAGUUAUUAAUGUUCUGGUUGAACAUGUGAACAUGUCUUAACCUAUGAAAAGUGACGGAUUAACUGCAGACAGUCUGACACUCUUUCUGCAUGCAAUGA
Messenger RNA from Nannospalax galili (Upper Galilee mountains blind mole rat), 2848 nucleotides. RefSeq names its product ADAM metallopeptidase domain 9 (gene Adam9). The annotation marks the transcript as partial. The record is from RefSeq and is a predicted model, not a curated record. NCBI's taxonomy places the organism in Eukaryota, Metazoa, Chordata, Mammalia, Rodentia, Spalacidae. Gene Ontology annotation, biological process: transforming growth factor beta receptor signaling pathway; membrane protein ectodomain proteolysis; cell-cell adhesion mediated by integrin. The transcript has 22 exons. Gene Ontology annotation, cellular component: plasma membrane. Gene Ontology annotation, molecular function: integrin binding; metalloendopeptidase activity.